AGUUAAAUUUUAGCUUUGUAUCCAUGAAAAACCUCAUUCAAAUGAUCUUCAAAAGGAAUAACUACCUCUACCAUGUUUUAAUUUCCACAGAAGGAUUCAUAAGUUCCUGUGAUUCAUGAAGUAAAGUACAUAUUGAAAAAGUACAUGCUUUGAAAAUUAUAAACCCCAUACAAACAUGAAAGGUUGUUUGUAAUAAUGUUCGGGGUUCCCAAGUCUUUAUCCCACAUACAAUAUCCAAAUUCAAUGCUUUCUUCUGCCCUGUAAGAUUGUUUGUUCAAUUUUGGAAUUUUUUCAGCAGCAGGCCCUCAAGGAAUUAUCUCUGGGCAUUGCUUGCUUUAUUGACGUGCUUAAUUCUGUGUUUAUGUUUUAUUGUAUCUCACCUUUUGUUCUUGAUCUCCAUGCUUGGGCAUGAUGGUGACUCAGCGGAAAAAAACGGCUUCUCCAGCUUUGUGUGGACCAUCUGCUUCACUCUGUUGCUCUGAAAAUGGAAAUGCGAAAAAGACCUUCCAAGUAGAGGAAGAAACCAUCUGCUUCUACAUUGAACAUCUGAUACAAUGUGCCCAGCAGUCCCCCUGUGAAUGAACAGGAUACUUCUUUACAACAUGACCCACAGGGACAACCUAAGUCCUCUCUGCAGCCUGAAGUUUGUGACUCUUCUUGUUGCCCUAAGCCCAGAACUUCUAUUCCUGGGAGCUGAAGUACAGCUUCAAGACAAUGGCUAUGAUGGAUUACUCGUUGCAAUUAAUCCGCAGGUACCUGAGAAUCAGAAUCUCAUCCCAAACAUUAAGGAAAUGAUAACAGAAGCUUCUUUUUACCUGUUCAAUGCUACCAAGAGAAGAGUGUUUUUCAGAAAUAUACAGAUUUUAAUACCUGUCACAUGGAAAGUUAAUAAUUACAGCAAAGUAAAACAAGAAUCAUAUGAAAAGGCUAAUGUCAUAGUGACUGAUUGGAAUGGAGUAAAUAGAGAUGAUCCAUAUACCCUACAAUACAGAGGGUGUGGGAAAGAGGGGAAAUAUAUUCAUUUCACAUCAAACUUUCUACUGAAUGAUGACUUGACAACUGCCUAUGGAUCGCGGGGCAGAGUGUUUGUCCAUGAAUGGGCCCAUUUCCGUUGGGGUGUGUUUGAUGAAUAUAACAAUGAUAAACCUUUCUACAUAGAUGGCCAAAAUGAAAUUAAAGUAACAGGGUGUUCAUCAGACAUUACAGGCAUUUUUGUUUGUGAAAAAGGCCUUUGCCCCCACGAAAAUUGUAUUAUUAGUAAGCUUUUCAAAGAAGGAUGUACAUUCCUCUACAAUAGCACCCAAAAUGCAACUGCAUCAAUAAUGUUCAUGCAAAGUUUAUCUUCUGUGGUUGAGUUCUGUAACACAAAUACCCAUAACCAAGAAGCUCCAAACUUACAGAACCAAAUGUGCAGCCUGAGAAGUGCCUGGGACGUUAUUAUGGGUUCCUCUGACUUUAGUCACAGUUUUCCCAUGAAUGGGACUGAGCUUCCACCUCCUCCCACAUUCUCUGUUGUACAGGAUGGUGACAAGGUGGUCUGUUUAGUGCUGGAUGUGUCUAGCAAGAUGGCAGAGGCUGACAGACUCCUUCGACUGCAACAAGCAGCUGAAUUUUACUUGAUGCGGAUUGUGGAAAUUCAUACUUUUGUGGGCAUUGUCAAUUUCAACAGCAAAGGAGAGAUCAGAGCCCAGUUACACCAAAUUAACAGUGAUGAUGACCGAAAGCUUCUGGUUUCUUAUCUGCCUACUACUGUGUCAGCUGAAGCAGAAACUAGCAUCUGUUCAGGACUUAAGAAAGGAUUUGAGGUGGUUGAAAAGCUGAAUGGAAAAACUUCUGGCUCUGUGAUGAUAUUAGUGACCAGUGGGACCCAUGAGCACAUCAGUAACUGCUUGCCCACCGUGCUCAGCAGCGGUGCAACCAUUCAUUCCAUAGCCCUAGGGUCCUCGGAGGCUGGAAAACUGGAGGAAUUAUCACAUCGCACAGGUGGCUUAAAGUUCUAUGUUCCAGAUAAAUCAAACUCUAAUAGCAUGGUGGAUGCUUUCAGUAGAAUUUCCUUUGGCACUGGAGACAUUUUUCAGCAAAGCAUUCAGCUUGAAAGCAUGAGUGAAAAUGUUAAACCUUACCAUCAACUGAUAAGCACUGUAAAUGUGGAUAACAGUGUUGGAAACGACACUGUUUUUCUAAUCACAUGGCAGACCAGUGGUCCCCCUGAGAUUGUGUUAUUUGAUCCUACUGGAAGAAAAUACUACACAAAUAAUUUUACCACCAGUCUAGCUUCUCAAACAGCUAGCCUUUGCAUUCCAGGAACUGCCAAGCCUGGGCCCUGGACUUACUCCCUGAACAACACCCACCAUUCUCCUCAACUCCUGACAGUGACAGUGGCCUCCCGCGCCUCCAGCUCCGCUGUGCCCCCAGCCACUGUAGAAGUCUUUGUGGAAAAAGACAGCACUCAUUUUCCUGACCCUGUGAUGAUUUAUGCAAAUGUGAGAAAGGGGUUUUAUCCCAUUCUUAAUGCUACUGUCACUGCUGUGAUUGAGCCAGAGACUGGAGAUCCUGUUAUGCUGAAACUUUUUGAUGAUGGAGCAGGUGCUGAUGUCAUUAAAAAUGAUGGAAUUUACUCGAGGUAUUUUUUCUCCUUUGCUGUAAGUGGUAGAUAUAGCUUGAAAGUGCAUGUCAGUCACUCUCCCAGCAUAAGCACCCUAGCCCACUCUAUCGCAGGAAGUCAUGCUCUGUAUGUACCGGGUUACAUAGUGAAUGAUAACAUUCAGAUGAAUGCUCCAAGGAAAUCAGCACACAGAAGUGAAGGAGAGCAAAAGUGGGCCUUGAGCAGAGUAAGCUCAGGGGGCUCCUUUUCAGUGCGAGGAGUUCCAGAUGGUUCCCAUCCUGACGUCUUCCCACCGUGCAAAAUUAUUGACCUGGAAGCUGUAAAGAUGGAAGAGGAAGUGAUUCUAUCUUGGACAGCACCAGGAGAAGACUUUGAUCAGGGUCAGGCUGCAAGUUAUGAAAUAAGAAUAAGUAAAAGCCUACAGAAUAUUCAAGAUGACUUUAACAAUGCCAUUUUGGUGAAUACAUCAAAGCUAAAUCCUCAGCAGGCUGGUACCAGAGAGAUAUUUACAUUCUUACCCAGACGUUUUACAAGUGAACUCGAACAUCGACCUGAAAGAGGAACACAAGAAAACUACAGAAUUUAUUUGGCCAUUAGAGCAACGGAUAGGAACUCUUUAAAGUCUGCUGUAUCUAACAUUGCCCAGGUGUCUCGGUCUAGUUCUCCAAACUCUGCUUCUGUUCCUGGCAGAGAUCAUCUUAUAGUGAAAGGAGUUUUAACAGCAAUGAGUUUGAUAGGAACCAUUUGCCUUGUUAUAAUUGUAACAUAUUAUAUUUUAAAAAGAAAAAGAGCAGUCAAGGAAGAGAGUGGGACAAAAUUACUAUGAACAAAUGUACAGAGUAUCUUCCUUCUUAGUUUUAUGACCCCUGGGCUUUACAUUUUGCAAAAACAUAACAAUAAAUUGAAAUGAACAUCAAAUUGUAUAAAGUGCAUUGGAUUUUUGUGUAAUAUGGAUCAUAGUUUUAUAUAUAAUACUCAUUUUUGGAUGAGAAAUUAGAAAAUAGUCUUAGUUAUGGAAAACUAAUAAAGAUUAUUCUUCACAGUAAUGUCUUUAAAGGCAAGGGCAAAGUUGAGUCAGGGUCAAGAAAAGCUUGUUUUAUUGAAGUGGAAAAAUAGCUCCAAGUAUAGGAAAGGGAGUUAGAUUCUGAAUUAUGCAGUAUAACUGUCUAUAUGAACCAAUUGUUUAGUUACUUUGAUUAAUUUUUCAUUUGUCCUUAUCUGUGCAGAACAGAUUGCUUGUUUAUGACAAAUGAUCAAGCUGCAUUUUUUAUAUGAAGCCCCAAUUGUAAAAUUCUUUAUCUCUUGUCAUUUCAUUAAAUGUACUAUGGAUCAAAUCCCACCACUAAUGCUCAAAGGGACCUUUUUUAAGAGUAAGAGGCAACCUUAAGAUGUGGUUAUUAUCCUUGUCCUUUCAGACUGGUUUUGUAACAAAGCUUUAUUGAAUUUAUUGUUUAUAAGUUUCUACUCCCAUCAAAGCAGUUUUCCAAGUUAUUGCCCUGGGGAUAAUUGAAUGAAAAUGGUUCUCAUUCUCAUAAAGCUUUAAAGAAUGAAAGACGAGGUUCUCAGCUUAUUUUAAGAAGUAUGUAGACAAUACAGUUUUAUUCAAUCUCCACUGAAGAAGAGGUCAGGGGGAGAGACUGAUCUUUAGAAAUGACUAUCAUGUUCUCUUCUUUGGUUAAAUAAAAGUCUAAAUCCUUUUUCCAUCAAGGGCAAA
Messenger RNA from Heterocephalus glaber (naked mole-rat), 4319 nucleotides. It is a transcript of the gene Clca2, whose product is annotated as chloride channel accessory 2. Gene Ontology annotation, molecular function: intracellularly calcium-gated chloride channel activity. NCBI's taxonomy places the organism in Eukaryota, Metazoa, Chordata, Mammalia, Rodentia, Bathyergidae. Gene Ontology annotation, cellular component: plasma membrane. The record is from RefSeq and is a predicted model, not a curated record. Gene Ontology annotation, biological process: chloride transport.